UACACCCACACCAUGGCCCCCUCCCAACUCGCGCAGCUUAAGGCUGCGCUCUCAACGAGCGGGCUCAACCGCAAGACCCAGUCGAAGAAAUCCAAGAAGUCUGGCGGCAAGAAGGGCGGCGCGCAGGAUGUCGACCGCGCGAAGAAGAUGGCCAAGCUUGAUGAAAUCCGCGCGCGGUUCAACAAGUUUGACGAGCGUGAGACGCGCACCAAGCACGAUGUUGGUGGGCGUAAUCUCAAGGGUGUGACUGGGCGACCCACUGCUGCUCGCUCUGCGGGCCUGGAACAGCGCCGUCAGACCCUGCUUGGCGAGCACCACCUCCGCGAUCACCGCGGCUCGUUCCGCGACCGCCGGUUCGGUGAGAAUGACCCAAGCAUGUCACUUGAGGACCGGAUGCUCGAGCGAUACACGCGCGAGCGUCAGCGCGGACAGGGCAAGAAGGGCAUGUUCAACCUCGAGGACGACGAGGGCUUUGACGACGAGGAUGGGUUCGCCUUGGGCCUGACACACGGCGGGCGUAGCGUCAUGGACCUCCCAGGCGACGACUUUGAAAUGAUGGGUAUGGGAGAGGAGGACGAGUUCAGCGGUGCGAUCAGCAGGCAACGGGUGGCAAGGGAACACUUUGGCGGGUUCCGCGACGAGGACGAGGAGGAAGGAGAGGAGCGCAAGAAGACGAAGCAUGAGGUCAUGUCCGAGAUUAUCGCCAAGAGCAAGGAAUACAAGAUUGAACGGCAGAAGAUGCGUGAUGAGGACGAGGAAAUUCGGGCUGAGCUCGACGACGGGCUUGACGAGCUGCGCGAGCUGCUGGCUGGCAGUGUUCCCACCAAGCCGGCAGUACAGUUGCCCGGUGUGGAGCGCGCUGCCCCGAUUCCCGACCAGAAUGACGACAAGGACUACGACCAGUUUGUUCGCUCCCUUGCAUUCGAGGCACGCGCGAAGCCGAAGGACCGCACGAAGACAGAGGAAGAGGAGGCAGCAGACGAGGUCGCACGCCUACAGGAGGCUGAAGCGAAGCGGCUGCGCCGGAUGCGUGGGGAGGAUUCCGAUGACGACGAGGAGGGCGGAGGCGGGAAGCGGCGCAAGAAGGACCGUGCGCCGGACGCCGACGACCUCGGUGACGACUUCAUGGGCGAGGUCGACGAGGAGGGGAAUCUUCUGCUGGGCGAGGGUCUCACGCGAAAGGCGAUGGAGGAGAUGGCCCCAAAGGACGAGAGCGGGGAGGAGGACGGAAGUGAAGGGGAGAGCGACGAGGGCGAGUCCGGCGAGGACGAGGACGUGGACGGCGAUGACGACGACGACGACGACGACGACGACGAAGAUGACGACGAAGAUGACGAGCUCGAGGACCUGGAAAGCGACGACGCCUCAUCGGACGACGAGGUGCCGCAGCUCGUGCCCGUCAAGAAGAAGCGCAAGGCCGUCACCUCCGAGAUUCCUUUCACCUUUCCGUGUCCGGCGACACUCCAGGAGUUUGAGGAGAUCGUGGAGCCGCUGGCGGAGUCGGCGCUCCCCACAGUGGUUCAGCGCAUCAGGGCGCUGCACCACCCCUCCCUUGCGCAGGGAAACAAGGAGAAGCUACAGGCUUUUCUCGGCGUCCUGCUGGACUUUAUGCUCGUUCUUGCGUCCGAAGACCGCUUCGAGUCCAUUACAGCGCUGGGACCACACUUCGCGGCUCUAGUCAAGCUGAACCCUCUCACCGCCUCCUCGCAUUUCAUCGCCAAGCUGGCGCUCAUGCAGAAGAACCUCACACGUGGGUUGGCGCGCGGCGCGUCCAACCCGACUUCGAAGACCAUGCCCGGCGCGCCAGAGCUGACGCUCCUCCGUCUUGUCGGGGCCACAUGGUCCACCUCCGACUUCUCCCACCCGGUCGUACAGCCCGCCAUGCUCCUCAUGGGCCAGUACCUCUCGCAGAGCCGGAUCCGCUCCACAGCGGACCUUGCGUCGGGGCUCUUCCUCGUCUCCCUCAUUGCGCAGUACGAAGGCGAGAGCCGGCGCCUCGUGCCCGAAGCCGUCAACUUCCUCGCCUCGACGAUCCUGGCCCUGCUGAAGCGGAAGAAGGAUGCACGCACCGUGCGCGCAUUCCCGAACCUCGUCGCCGCUGAGCUGCACCUCGGUGCAGGCGUUGCACCGCACCACCCCGUCAACCUCCUCUCGGCGCGUACAGACGGGGAGCAGGCGCGCUCCAACCUCCUCGCCGUGUCGCUGCGAUUAAUCCAGUCGUACGGGACGCUCUACGCGUCUCUCGACGCCUUUGCCGAGCUCUUCUCUCCGCUCGCCUCGGUCCUCUCCUCCUCGCGCAUCAAGCUGUGUCCCGAGCUCAAGGCGCUCUUCACCCAGACCUCGGCGCAGCUCGAGAACCAGCUGCGCCUGGCCAUGUCCUCGCGCGCACCCCUCGCUCUGCAGGACCACAAGCCGAUCCCGAUCGCGUCGUACGCGCCCAAGUUCGAGUCCGACUUUGCGCCAGGGCGGCACUACGACCCGGACGUGGAGCGGAAUGCGGCGGCCAAGCUGCGCGCAGAGUACAAGAAGGAGCGCAAGGGCGCGAUCCGCGAGCUGCGCAAGGACAACCGCUUCCUUGCGGCGGAGCGGGCGCGCGAGCAGGCCAAGAAGGACGACGAGUACAAUGCCAAGAUGCGCAAGGCGCACGGAAGCCUCAAUGCCGAGCGCGCGGAGGAGAAGGAGAUGGAGCGGGAGAAGCGGCGCGAAAAGCGCCGCAGGGGCAACUAGACGGCCACAUAGACAUCGCUGUACAUGCAUAUUUUCACGAGG
Molecule: messenger RNA, 2769 nt
Organism: Cutaneotrichosporon oleaginosum
Lineage: Eukaryota; Fungi; Basidiomycota; Tremellomycetes; Trichosporonales; Trichosporonaceae
Biological process (GO): maturation of SSU-rRNA
Cellular component (GO): small-subunit processome; Noc4p-Nop14p complex; nucleolus
Source: RefSeq, a predicted model, not a curated record